CACUUUUCAAUGAAGAAACACCUUUUUAUAUAAUAGAUACCAUAAAUGUACAUUGACCAUAAACACUGAGAUAUGGUCUACUCCUCCAUGCAUUAUUAGAGAGGGAGUAAAGUUGUAUUUAGGUGGUGAGUAGGGAAAGCAGGACUUUUGCACAAACAAAAUACAAAUUACACUGAAAGGUUUAAUGUAGUUUAAAUUUUUUAUAUAUCACUAGAAAAAUAAAUACAAAAUAAUAUUACAUGAAUGCCAGUUCGCAUUUGGUGAUUUGAAGGUCCAAACCAGGAUAACUGGUUAUAACAUUCAACAAAAAGUGAGUUUAUAAGGUAGGAAGUGAUGUAUUGUAGUGAAGCCAGCUUGGUAGGUCCUCUUGUCCACUAACGUCCUCUAGGAGUGGAGGAGAGCUCGCGCGCUCAAUUUCCGCUUGAAGUCGGCAGUGCUGCCUUCAGGGUCUUUUCUUUGCUCGUACAUCUAAGACAAAAAACAAUCCAACUUGUCGUAAAUACAAGGAGGAUAUUAGAUCAAAUGGUGGCUGUCGUUUCAUGUCAGACUUUAAACUAACAUGGAAACAAGUGUAUCUGACAUUUUACUGGCUGUUUUAAUUGCUCAAACACAACGUUAAGCUAACACAUAGCGAUAGUUGUAAAUAAUGCUAAAGAAUAUCCUUUGUUCUCUUCGAAAGCAUGUGUUUUCUUAACAGUCUCGUCUGAGCGAGUCACAUAGCUGGCAUAAAGUGAAUAAACACGACCGUCAUAACGUUAUACAUGAAUAUAUGUAUUAAGUAGAUAUUUUAAGUACUGCUAUAUGUUGAACGGAACACUUUCACAUUUCCCGACAACCCGUGAAGGCAACACACUAUGAUUUGGUGGUAGCAGCAUCACAGCAGCGUAUGAAUGGGUUCGUGUUAGGCCUCCUGCAAGCGCUGCUCCACGGGAAGCGAAUUCAUAGUGUUUCGAUAACUUAUUAUUUGACUGCUAUCGGCCUCAAACACCCCACUGUGUCCCCAGGCGGCCUCGAGCUUCAAAGAUACACAAACAAUAGCUGCGCUUCAUCUCCUCGACCAUGGCGGUAUGCUAACCAGCGGCAGAGAUUAGCUAGCAAGACGCUAGCAACUUUAGUCAAUGUUGAGAGAGUUGAGCUAACUGUAAAUGGGCAGGACGCGGAGGAAUCGACCCUUUAGACUAAGUGUAACACGCGUGUGUUUGGAGUAAAACAUCUCAAAAAUGGACCUCAAUUUCUACUCUGACUUGUCGGAUGGCUGUGCUCAAAAUGUGGACUCGGAGUUUCUGGACACCCAAGCCUACGGCAGCUACUCCGAGGACAACAAGUUCUCAGAAGGCGGCGACAGUUAUCUCACCAUCAGCGGAGGGGGCCACCCGUUCCUGUCGGCGGAGCAGACUUUUCAUACGCCGAGUCUCGGGGACGAGGUGUUCGAGAUCCCCCCCAUCUCUCUGGAUCCGGACCCGACGCUGAGCAUCAGCGAUGGCGUGUCCCACUUCGAGGGUCCUUCGGGCUCCCGGAGCCUCGUCAGCAACCUGGUGGUGGAGGCCAACGACCCGUCCUUCGCGUCCACCUUCGUGAACUCUGGCUCUCAGGGCCUGGAGCAGCUGACCCUCGGGGCGAUGGGCCAGGCCGGAGCGGGAGCCCUGCUGAGCUCCUCGGCUCUGGAACUGGGGAACAGCGGUUCACAUUUCAGCAGCUCGUCCCCCAUGACCAUCGAUGUCCAGCUCGGCGACAUCGGUCACAGUCUUCUGGGCAGCAGCCAGUUGAACACCAUCAACCCGUCUGAGCUGGCUCUCGGCCUCGGGGCCGAUGCCAUCGGGCGUCCUUCAGAGACGCUCGAGCAGCCGCUCUCGGCAACGCCGUCGCCGGUCGGCUCCCUGCAGGACGAGGACAUGGAUGACUUCAAGAGGAGCGUGCUGGUGGACGCCCCCAUGUACCUCUCCUCGUCCCUCGCCCACAUGUCCUCCCACCCGGCUCCGACGUCCUCCGUGUCCCCGUCUAUCGUCCGGAGGAGCGGCGGCAAGCCGGCCUCGCUGGCCUCGGUGACCGCGGCGCUGGGCGCGAAGAAAGGGAGGAAGAAGAAGGACCCAAACGAACCGCAGAAGCCCGUCUCGGCGUACGCGUUGUUCUUCCGAGACACCCAGGCGGCCAUUAAGGGCCAGAACCCCAACGCCUCUUUUGGGGAAGUGUCAAAGAUCGUGGCCUCCAUGUGGGACAGUCUGGCCGAGGAGCAGAAGCAGGUGUAUAAAAGAAAGACGGACGCAGCCAAGAGGGAGUACAUGAAGGCCCUGGCGGCUUAUCGAGAGAACCAGCUGACACAGCCUGCCACUGAGGAGAUGGAGAUCGCCCCUUCACCACCACCACCACCACCACCACCACGACCUCCGCCCCCCGUGGUCAGUCUGGCGCCCGCGGCCUUUUCCUUAGCCGGUCACCAGGCCAUCCGUCUGCCGGCCAGCAGCCUGGAGGAGAACACCAUCACCAACAUCUGCGCCUCCAACAUCAUCCUGGAUGUCCCGGAGAUGACCACGCGUUCCCGCACGGGGGCCAACAAAGUCCCCUUCGCCCCCGCUGCGGUGCCCCCGACCAUCACCAAGAUCAUCAUCCCCAAGCACAUGCUGCAGCUGGGGGGCCAGGUGGUGACCGUGCUGCACGGGGGCGUCCGCGCCCUGCAGCCCACGCUGGUGGUGUCGGGCGCCUCUCGCCAACCGCCCCCGCUGCAGCAGAUGCAGAACGCGCCGCCUCCGCCGCGGCUCCAGCAAAUGGCGCCGGCGCCGCCGCCCUUGCAGGCCAAACCCCGCGAGGGCGGCUCGGCGCUCGGGCUCCCCGCGUCCGUCGCGGCCACGCCGCCGCCUCCGCUCCAGAUCAAGAUAGUCCCCGCGUCCCUGCAGGGCAAAGAGGGCCCGCCGAUCAUCGUCCCCAACACGAUGGCCGCGGCGGCCGCCAUGUGUGCGCCGGUCGUGUCGCUCCAGGUGAUGCAUUCCGCAGACGCGUCGGGCAACGCGGACGACGACGUCGUGACGGAAGUGCUGCAUUCAGAAGAGGAGGAGAUGGACUUGGGUGGGGCUGGCGACGCCCGGGCCAUGAGCGUGUGCAUGAGGACGGGCUGCACCAACACCGCCGUGGACAGCGACGACUGGGAUCGCGAAUACUGCAGCAACGAAUGCGUGGCCACUCACUGCAGCACUAUAUUCAAGGCGUGGUGCUCGAUCAGGAGCCAGGCCAUGGGCGUGGUGAAAUAAGGAGCCGCUGCCAAUCAUGUCCACAGAAUACUCGUUUGUCCACUCGGAGCCCAAUCACGCCGGCAAUUCCACCGUUAGUAUUUUUGGCACGCUUGACUAUUAUGAUGAGACGGUAAGGAUAAUAAUUUAGUGUUAAGUAUACCGUUUUUAGUCAGGUCAAGGGACUUCAAGGCAGCUACGGGGGAAAUGCAUCAGCACAAUUAAGUGUGACGGCUGAUCAGAAAAGAAGGGUUCGCUGUCCGUGAGCUCACAGGUCAGUCUGUAUGCGUUCACUGUAAUUUGGGAGUUUGUUUCUCAAAAAAACGCGGACAAAGAACAUUUCUACAUCAGUUUGUGGCUGUUACAGGACCCAAUGAUUGGAAAGUCAUGCUCUGUCAUGUUUUUGGUGUUUCGCGUGUCUCAGCAAGCAACACAACAUUUCUUGACUACUAAGGCUGAAUCCUGGUUUGAGUGUGGAAACCAUUAGUUCCACUGUGUACCUUGUUUUUGUACCGAGAAUAGUGGCCUUUAUGUUUAUUAUGUUUUUUUUGUAAAACAUUCUGCUCAGAUCGCUGUUUAAAAAGAAGCUUGACGUUCAUGUUUUUUUAAUAAAUGAUUUGCUCAUCCAG
Pseudoliparis swirei is the source of this 3850-nucleotide messenger RNA. Its product is annotated as TOX high mobility group box family member 4-A-like. The transcript is spliced from 9 exons. Gene Ontology annotation, molecular function: chromatin DNA binding. Gene Ontology annotation, biological process: regulation of transcription by RNA polymerase II. Lineage: Eukaryota; Metazoa; Chordata; Actinopteri; Perciformes; Liparidae. Gene Ontology annotation, cellular component: nucleus. Bases 1221 to 3242 code for a protein of 673 amino acids. The record is from RefSeq and is a predicted model, not a curated record.